CCUAACCAUAAGCAAAGCAGCAGGCAAUUUCGGUUUAUGGUCCUUGAUAAGCAAGUGUCUCGGUUCACACCUUUUUACAUAGACACGUACCUUUGCGGCAAAACAAAACCUGCGGCUGGCUGGUGGGGGCCAAAGCAAAAUCGGUCUGCAGAACGCGGCGCUCCGCAUUUGGACGCGACACUAGCUCGGACAUGGACGCCUGCCGGAAUAAUUGCGAAAGUCAAAUCGCAGACUUUUACAACGGUCGCUCCAUUUUUGUGACUGGGGCAACCGGAUUCGUGGGAAAAGCGCUCGUUGAGAAGCUCGUUCGAUCCUGUCCAGGUGUCCAGAACGUUUUCUGCCUCGUCCGACCCAAAAAUGGCAAAGACGUGGACAGCAGAUUUCGCGACUACACCAAAAACUCCGUUUUCAACAGGGUACGCAAGGAGGACUCGAGGGCACUGGAAAAGUUGCGAUUGGUGGCCGGUGACGUUUUGUUGCCCAAUCUUGGACUGAGCGAGGCGGACUUUGAGAUUCUGCGACAAGAGGUGAGUGUCGUUUUCCACACGGCGGCCACCAUUCGCUUCAACGAGUCCAUCGGCCUGGCCGUCGAGAUGAACACCCUCGGCACCAGGAGGAUCAUCGAUUUGUGCAAACAACUGCCCUGUCUCAAGGCCUUUGUUCACACCUCAACGGCCUAUUCUAACGCAGACAAACGCGAGGUCUUGGAAAAAGUUUAUGACCCUAUCGUUGACCCUGACACGCUGAUCAAUUUUGUCAAAAACAUGCCAGAAGACAUAUUGAAUGGAAUCGAGCCCGUGCUAAUCGGCGGCCACCCAAACACCUACACAUUUACAAAGGCUUUGGCUGAGGUGAUUGUUGAAAGGGAGGCAUCAACUCUGCCUACAGCUAUUGUGCGCCCGUCAAUAGUUACUGCUGCCGUGAAAGAGCCACAGGUUGGCUGGAUCGACAACACCUCUGGAAUAACAGGAAUCGUUAUGGAAGUGAGUCGUGGAACAAUCCGGUCCGUUUUGUGCGAUAAAAAUAUGACCGUCGACAUCAUUCCUGUUGACAUCGUGGUCAACACGCUCUUGGUGGCCGCAGCCAAUUUGUUUUGGCACAGGCCGGAGAAGAUUCAAGUGUAUAAUUGCACUACGGGCACUUUGAAUCCUCUGCAGUGGGAGGAACUGAGGCGGUACAUUGUGAAGGCAGGCAGGGAGGUGCCGAGCAGAUACGUCCAGUGGUACCCGGGCUGCACUUUCCGAAUCAAUUUCUUGAUGCACCGACUCACUCAGAUCUUCCUCCACUUCCUCCCUGCUUACUUUCUGGACCUCAUCAUGAAGUUCCAGGGACUAAAACCGAUGAUGGUGAAAAUUUGCCAGAAAACUAUGAAAUCAGCAAAGGCCGGGGAAUUCUUCUCCACCCAUCAAUGGAAUUUCGGUGCAACUCUUAUGGAAAAUUUGGAUUUGAAUUUAAACAAAACAGACAGGGAACUAUUUCCAGUUAAUGUGAAAACGAUCGGCUGGGAAGAAUACAUUAAAAUUUACGUCACCGGAAUAAGGAAAUUCAUUCUGAAGGACGAGCUCUCAUCUUUGACAAUGGCUCAGAAAAAGCUUAAGAAGUUGUACUGGGGCCAGAGAAUUGUGCAGUGUUUGGCAAUCUUCAUGUUCGUCGCUUUCAUUCUCAAAUAAACUUAUUUUAAUUUUUGUGGA
This is a messenger RNA of Neocloeon triangulifer, 1691 nucleotides long. RefSeq names its product putative fatty acyl-CoA reductase CG5065. Gene Ontology annotation, molecular function: alcohol-forming very long-chain fatty acyl-CoA reductase (NADP+) activity. Lineage: Eukaryota; Metazoa; Arthropoda; Insecta; Ephemeroptera; Baetidae. Gene Ontology annotation, cellular component: peroxisome. The transcript is spliced from 10 exons. The record is from RefSeq and is a predicted model, not a curated record. The coding region runs from base 192 to 1670 and encodes 492 amino acids. Gene Ontology annotation, biological process: long-chain fatty-acyl-CoA metabolic process.